Molecule: messenger RNA, 4457 nt
Organism: Oncorhynchus nerka (sockeye salmon)
Lineage: Eukaryota; Metazoa; Chordata; Actinopteri; Salmoniformes; Salmonidae
Product: hemicentin-2-like
Exons: 23
Biological process (GO): cell surface receptor signaling pathway
Cellular component (GO): plasma membrane
Molecular function (GO): transmembrane signaling receptor activity
Source: RefSeq, a predicted model, not a curated record
AUACAUACAUCAACUCUGGACACUCUGAAGAUGAUGCUCUGCCCACGGCCUCAGUGAAGAUAGUCACUCCACAGGGUCUCCUCUACCCUGGAGAGACAGUCACUCUGCAGUGUGACAUAUCAGACUACACAGACUGGAUGUACCACUGGUUCAGAGACAAACAUUACCUUCCCAGUCAGACCAGUAAAGCCAAAGAUAUCACCAUCCCCAUCACUCAGACUGGUCAGGCUGGUCAGUACAGAUGUGAGGGGCUGAGGACAGAUCGGCCACAGAGAUCACAACCCAGUGAUGCCGUCACCAUCAGUGUCACUGCUCUUCCCAAAACUACUCUGACUGUGAGGCCAAACCUUGCAUACACUGGAGAGACAGUUACUCUGAUGUGUUCAGUUGGGUCUGACAGUAGAUGGAACUAUCAGUGGUACAAAGACAGGAAUUAUAAUGUAGUGUCCCAGUCUGUCAGACACACUAUAACAGGAGACACCCUCACCAUCAGUACAGCUGCUGAGUCUGACCAGGGUCUCUACUGGUGUGAAGGGAACAGAGUGUCUAGACCCACAUCUUCACAACCAAGUGAUCCUGUCACUCUCACUGUAAAAGCUCUUCCCAAAACUACUCUGACUGUGAGGCCAAACCUUGCAUACACUGGAGAGACAGUUACUCUGAUGUGUUCAGUUGGGUCUGACCGUAGAUGGAACUAUCAGUGGUACAAAGACAGGAAUUAUAAUGUAGUGUCCCAGUCUGUCAGACACACUAUAACAGGAGACACCCUCACCAUCAGUACAGCUGCUGAGUUUGACCAGGGUCUCUACUGGUGUGAAGGGAACAGAGUGUCUAGACCCACAUCUUCACAACCAGGUGAUCCUGUCACUCUCACUGUAAAAGCUCUUCCCAAAACUACUCUGACUGUGAGGCCAAACCUUGCAUACACUGGAGAGACAGUUACUCUGAUGUGUUCAGUUGGGUCUGACAGUAGAUGGAACUAUCAGUGGUACAAAGACAGGAAUUAUAAUGUAGUGUCCCAGUCUGUCAGACACACUAUAACAGGAGACACCCUCACCAUCAGUACAGCUGCUGAGUCUGACCAGGGUCUCUACUGGUGUGAAGGGAACAGAGUGUCUAGACCCACAUCUUCACAACCAAGUGAUCCUGUCACUCUCACUGUAAAAGCUCUUCCCAAAACUACUCUGACUGUGAGGCCAAACCUUGCAUACACUGGAGAGACAGUUACUCUGAUGUGUUCAGUUGGGUCUGACCGUAGAUGGAACUAUCAGUGGUACAAAGACAGGAAUUAUAAUGUAGUGUCCCAGUCUGUCAGACACACUAUAACAGGAGACACCCUCACCAUCAGUACAGCUGCUGAGUCUGACCAGGGUCUCUACUGGUGUGAAGGGAACAGAGUGUCUAGACCCACAUCUUCACAACCAGGUGAUCCUGUCACUCUCACUGUAAAAGCUCUUCCCAAAACUACUCUGACUGUGAGGCCAAACCUUGCAUACACUGGAGAGACAGUUACUCUGAUGUGUUCAGUUGGGUCUGACAGUAGAUGGAACUAUCAGUGGUACAAAGACAGGAAUUAUAAUGUAGUGUCCCAGUCUGUCAGACACACUAUAACAGGAGACACCCUCACCAUCAGUACAGCUGCUGAGUCUGACCAGGGUCUCUACUGGUGUGAAGGGAACAGAGUGUCUAGACCCACAUCUUCACAACCAAGUGAUCCUGUCACUCUCACUGUAAAAGCUCUUCCCAAAACUACUCUGACUGUGAGGCCAAACCUUGCAUACACUGGAGAGACAGUUACUCUGAUGUGUUCAGUUGGGUCUGACCGUAGAUGGAACUAUCAGUGGUACAAAGACAGGAAUUAUAAUGUAGUGUCCCAGUCUGUCAGACACACUAUAACAGGAGACACCCUCACCAUCAGUACAGCUGCUGAGUCUGACCAGGGUCUCUACUGGUGUGAAGGGAACAGAGUGUCUAGACCCACAUCUUCACAACCAGGUGAUCCUGUCACUCUCACUGUAAAAGCUCUUCCCAAAACUACUCUGACUGUGAGGCCAAACCUUGCAUACACUGGAGAGACAGUUACUCUGAUGUGUUCAGUUGGGUCUGACCGUAGAUGGAACUAUCAGUGGUACAAAGACAGGAAUUAUAAUGUAGUGUCCCAGUCUGUCAGACACACUAUAACAGGAGACACCCUCACCAUCAGUACAGCUGCUGAGUCUGACCAGGGUCUCUACUGGUGUGAAGGGAACAGAGUGUCUAGACCCACAUCUUCACAACCAGGUGAUCCUGUCACUCUCACUGUAAAAGACUAUCAGCCAAAGACCACACUGACUUCAGACAGAGAGAGUAUAUUCACAGGAGACAGUGUGACACUGAACUGUACUGUAGAGUCUCCUGGAUGGAAGUUUUACUGGUACAGACACAGACCAGACUCUACACCAGUAACCACAACCUCUGGAUACUCCUACACACUCAGCUGGGUCAGGGUCUCUGAUGGAGGACAGUACUGGUGCAGAGCUGGGAGAGGAGACCCAGUCUACUACACCCUGUACAGUGACCCAGUCCAGAUAAACAUUACUGAGAGGCCUGUUGCUGUUCUGACCCUCCAACCCAACUGGACCCAGAUAUUCAGUGGAGAGACUGUUACUAUGAGAUGUGACAUACAGGGAGGAGGAGACACUGACUGGAACUACAGAUGGUAUAAGAAUAGUCCGGUAGUGAUCUCCUUUAACACAAAGCCUGAGUACAGAAUCAGUCCUGUCUACUGGUAUAACAGUGGUUCAUAUACCUGUGAGGGUGUAAAGGGAAACGAGUUCUCCAAGACCAGUGAAGCUGUAAAACUGACCGUGUCUGAUCAACCUCAACCUGUCCUGAGUAUCUCUCCUCAGUGGCUGAACGCUGGAGACUCAGUGGCUCUGAACUGUGAAGUUGACAAGACGUCUACAGGCUGGAGGUUCUCCUGGUACAGGACUGUUCCCUACAGAGCUGGGUUACCCUCCCUAUCAGACAAGUCUUACUCUCUACAGCCCCUAUCUGACAAUGUGACUAGUGAAGACUCCUACACUCUGAUCCCUGCUGGUCCUACUCCCACAGGAGGAUAUGUGUGUAGAGCUGGGAGAGGAGACCCAGUCUAUGACACACUCUACAGUGAACCUCAGUUUCUCUGGUCAGGAGAUCUGCAGCCUUCAGUGUCUCUUACAGUAAAUCCCAACACAACUCAACACUUUACAUCAAAGUCUCUCUCACUGAGCUGUGAGCUGAAGGGGAACUCUACUGGAUGGAGACUGAAGAGACACACAGAGACAGCAUGGCGGUCAGAGUGUCCAUCUACCUGGAGAUCAUUAACAGAAUCCACCUGCACCAUCACAUCAUUGGACACACGGUACAGUGGAGUGUUCUGGUGUGAGUCUGGAUCAGGAGAGAACAGUAAUGCUGUCAACAUCACAGUAAAUGAUGGUGAUGUGAUCCUGGAGAGUCCUGUCCAUCCUGUGACUGAAGGAGACUCUGUGACUCUGACCUGUACAUUUAGACAUCAGGGAACAAAUCCUAAACCCAAGACUGAUUUCUACAAAGAUGGAACACUCAUCAAGAAUGAGACCACAGGAGAGAUGACCAUCCCUGCAGUAUCCAAGUCAGAUGAAGGAUUCUAUAAGUGUAAAUCUGGUGAAGGAGAAUCACCAGAGAGCUGGGUGACAGUGAGAGUCUCUCCAGUCGUAUCUCCUGGAUCCUCUACAUCAGUCCUAGUAGGAGUGGUUGUGGGUCUGCUUGUUGCUGGUGUCCUACUGGUCAUUCUCCUGGUGCUGUUGGUGAGAUAUAAAAACAGCAAAGGUUCCUGUUUCAACAGAAUAUUCUGGCCCCCUCAGCCCCAGAGCAUCAACCAUGACCCCCAACAGGACCAAGGAUCUACCCAGGGUGACACUAACAUCUACGACACGAUCAAUUCCUCAGACAACAAUGAUAAUGAUGUUGCUGGUGCUUCUGCUGCUGGACCAAGUCAUGUGACUUACGCCCAGAUUCAACUGAAAAAGUUGGACAAAAAAAAGAAAGAAAAGAGAAAUGAUCCUAAAGAAAAUCCAGUCUACUCUGAGGUGAAGACAGGGAAAGCCACAGGAGCAGCAAGACCUGUUGAUGUAACCUAUGCUGAGGUUGACCUCCAAAAGAGGGCCAAAGCCAAGAAGAAGAGAGAAACAGCAACCCCACCUGAGCCAGAAUCUGUCUAUUCUCUAGUGAAGCCAUACACAGCCCCCGCAGCUGGACCUGUUGAUGUGACCUAUGUUGAGGUUGAUCUCCAAAAGAAGAACAAAGCCAAGAAGAAGAGAGGUAAGUCUGGACAUCCCUCCCUCCAUAUUCCCCUUAUCAGAACCUCAUAUCUCUUUGACCCCAUAUAUAUUGAAAAGCUGUAUAUUAAUCUGUAUAUUAUUCUGUAUAUAUCUGUGUAUUAUUCUGUACAGUGUUCU